Molecule: messenger RNA, 804 nt
Organism: Microcebus murinus (gray mouse lemur)
Lineage: Eukaryota; Metazoa; Chordata; Mammalia; Primates; Cheirogaleidae
Gene: BEX4
Product: brain expressed X-linked 4
Cellular component (GO): cytoplasm; nucleus
Source: RefSeq, a predicted model, not a curated record
GUGACCGGCCAGCGCGCUCCGCCGUCUGACCCGCUGUUGCUGGCUCCCUGGUCGGCGGCUGUACCUGCUGCUGGAGGCCCUGAGGGCGUGCGGGCGAGGGGCGGCCCCGAAAGUGGGAGGCGGCGGGGGAGCAGGUCUGCGGGACCGAGUGUCGCGGCGGCGCACCUCGCGGCGAGGAUCAAGAGGAGGAGGAGGAGACUGCGAGGAUAGGCCCAGGAGUAAUGGAGUCCAAAGACGAACAAGUGGUAAAAAAUCUCAACGCAGAAAAUGCCAAACAAGAAAAGGAAGGAGGGGAGCAGGCCCCCGUGCAGAAUGAAGAGGAAUCCCGCCAUUUGGGAGGGGGUGAAGGCCAGAAGCCUGGAGGAAAUGUCAGGCGGGGGCGGGUUAGGCGACUUGUCCCUAAUUUUCGAUGGGCCAUACCGAAUAGGCAUACUGAUCACAAUGAAGCAGGAGAAGAUGUAGAAAGGUUUGUAGGGCAGAUGAUGGAAGUCAAGAGAAAGACUAGGGAGCAGCAGGGGAGGAACUAUAUGCGCUUCCAAACUCCCGAACCUGACAAUCAUUAUGACUUUUGCCUCAUACCUUGAAUCCUAAGGUUUUCCCUGAGGUUCAUGUGGCCACUGCUUUACAAGCUUGUAUUUUUGUGAUUUACUUUUUCUGUAAACCUUUUGGUGUUUACAUUUAAUCAGUUUCUAAUUGAAUAUUGUUUUGUUUCAGUCUGAAAGUUUCUGUCAGCAUGGCAAUUUCAUCCAUUUUAGGAAAAUAUUGUUUUCCUAAUAUGAAAUUAAUAAAGCAGUUUAAAAAGCA